GAUAAAGUUGGGAGUGUACAGGUGUGGCUGUGGCCACGACACGAGAGAGCGUUGUGGCGCGACAAAUGAAGUACGACACUUAUUUCCACUUGACGGCUGACGAUGACACACCAACAUCAGCCAUGGCAACCGGCAGCAACUAUUGGGAAGAUUUACGUAAACAGGCCAGGCAGCUGGAGAAUGAGCUGGACAUGAAGCUGGUCUCCUUUAGUAAGCUGUGCACCAGUUACAGCAGCGGCCACGACCAUCAGACAAGACCCAGGUCAGAUUCUUUUGGCCCACAAGAUAACAUGGUCGUUGCCAUGACGACUGAAGUGGAGCAGCUCUUGGCUAAACUUGCUGUGAUCAAUGACAAGAUGGCAGAAUACACAAGCUCUCCUGGAGCCUCAUCACAGAAUGCAGCACUGAUGCACACCUUACAGAGACACAGAGACAUUUUACAGGAUUACACUCAUGAGUUUCAUAAAACGAAAAGCAAUUUCUUCAGCCUGCGAGAGCGAGAGGACCUGCUGGGUUCUGUUCACAGAGACAUUGAGUCCUACAAGAACAGCUCAGGGGUGAACAACAGAAGGACUGAGCUCUUCCUGAAGGAACACGAACACCUCAGAAACUCAGAUCGACUCAUUGACAACGCAAUAAGCAUCGCCAUGGCUACCAAAGAGAACAUCACAUUUCAGCGUGGGAUGCUGAAGUCCAUUCAAACCAGGGUCACAACUUUGGCCAAUCGUUUUCCUGCCAUCAACAGUCUCAUCCAGAAAAUCAAUUUGCGCAAGAGGCGGGACUCCCUAAUCCUAGGUGGGGUGAUUGGCGUCUGCACCAUCCUUCUGCUGCUCUACACUUUCCGCUGAUUGGCUCUUUGGCUCACCCAACAAAUAUUAUUCAGAUGCAUUUGUUAAUAACUAUUUAAACAACAUCUUUUGCACAUUUCUGCUCCUUUUCUUGUGUUUUUUUUACCUCUGUGAAAGCUGUAAGAACUGUUUUGGGAUUGUGAUGAUGUCAUUCUUUUCUUUAUUAAAGGUGAUGAGCUCA
This is a messenger RNA of Nothobranchius furzeri (turquoise killifish), 1029 nucleotides long. RefSeq names its product Golgi SNAP receptor complex member 1. Gene Ontology annotation, molecular function: SNAP receptor activity. Gene Ontology annotation, biological process: endoplasmic reticulum to Golgi vesicle-mediated transport; vesicle fusion. Lineage: Eukaryota; Metazoa; Chordata; Actinopteri; Cyprinodontiformes; Nothobranchiidae. The record is from RefSeq and is a predicted model, not a curated record. Gene Ontology annotation, cellular component: SNARE complex; Golgi membrane; cis-Golgi network.